GGGACUACAACUCCCGGCGUACCCCGCGCCCAGGGCUCGUUACCACACUGGCUGCCCUCUCAGGGAAUACCGGGAACGGAACGUUGCUUCAAGCGGCUACCGUGAAGUUGGCGUCGCCGCGACGUGAUGAUGUCACAAAGAUGGAGGAUGCAGGAGAGCGCCUUUACUGAUUCUAAAAAUGCUCAGCGGUUGGAAGGCAUAAGUCUUCCCCCGGGAUCCCUAGUUUUCAGGAGAGAUGUCUGUUUUCUUCUGUCUUUCGAAGUCACAGCGGCCUAGCUGGCCCGUGACCACGAACAGAGGCGUCGCGGAUUGAUUACGUUACACCCAAAGGUUGCGCCGAAUCGGUUUCUAACGAGAAUUUUAAAAAACGAUUGGUUCUAAGGAAAGGAAGGAGCCGCGAGACCCUCCAACUGCCGGGGAAAUCAGGUUUUGUCUGGCAAAGUCCUCGGUCCAAGCGGGCCGCAACCGCCACUCAACGGCCCCUCGCCACACGGCGCCACUACACUGCGCGUGCGCAAGCUCCUGUCAAACGUGCUAACGGAGGCCGAGAAGAUAAAAAAGGCGGGAGCUACGAAUCCCAAUUAGAGCAAAAUGGCGCGGGAAAACGAGAUGCAGGAGUUCACUCGUAGCUUCUUCCGAGGCCGCCCGGACCUCAGCAUGCUCACGCACUCCAUCGUGCGGCGGAGGUUCUUGGCUCACACUGGCCGUGACCAUCUGAAUCCCAAGGAGAAGCAGGCACUGAAGCGGCUAGUUGAGGAGGAACUGCUGAAGAUGCAGGUGGAUGAAGCGGGUGCCAGAGAAGGACUAGACCUUGCCAAGAAGGCAAAGAGGCCUCCCACCCCCUGCAGUGACCCAGAGAGAAAAAGGCUCCGUGUGAAUUCGGAAUCAGAGCCCAGUGCUGCAGCCUCCAAUCCAAACUGCUUCAGCCACCCGGCAAAGUAUGGGAUGGCAGCAGUAGUCAGCCCAGUGAAGGAGAGUCCAAAGCGAGCCUCAAAAAAAGCAGUUGAGAGCAGUGACGAGGAAGAACAGAAGAGGGACCUUACUGCAAAGGUUGGAUCAGAGGAGGCAGUGAAGGAGAGCUGUGAGGAAGAGGAGGAGAGCUCUGCUGGAACAAGUAAGGUUUGGAAAGAGGAGAGCAGUGGGGAAGAGGAUAAGGAGGAGUCCAAAGGCAGGACUAGGAAUAAACGUGCAACAAGAGACAGGACCCGGUGGAAGGGUGGCAAAAGGCAGAGUGGAAGCAGUGAGGAGGAUGGGGAAGACAGCUGGAGGAAGUUGAAACCAGCUACUAAAGGCAUGGGAAAGUCAGCCAAAGUGGAAAAUGGAAAGACAGCCAAUGGUGAGGCAAGUGAUUCAGAGAGGGAGGCCAGUGACAGUGAGGCAGGGGGGACCCCCAAGGGGGAGAGGAAGAACCGCUCUUACAGGAAGAGCGCCAAGAAAAGCAGGACACGAAGCUCUUCCUCCUCCUCUUCAAAUGGCAGUCCGGAACCCAGAGGCAGGAAGGUGAGGGUGAGGAUGGGGUGGGAGGCCACAACUAAGAACAAGCAGGCACCAGGCAAGAUUUCAGACAGUGGGAAGCAGGCCAUGCAAGAGAGUAACAGUGAGGAGGAACCCACCCAAAGGACGGAAAACAAAGGGGCUAAAAGACACCAGGAAAGUGAAAAGGAGAGCAAGGGGGAGGAGAUCCUAGCCAAGAAAGAGAACAGAGAGGAAGAGGAUUGGAAACUCAGAACUCCAAACAAUGGAGGGAGAAAGUCAGCUUGGGAGGAGAGGAGCGGUAAGCAGAAAAACAGGGCUGUGCUGGGAGACUGGGGGGACAAAGAGGAAGAGAAGGAGAAAGGAGCAGAAGGCAGCGGAGGUAACAGUGAGGGAGAUGAAGAGCCCCUAGUGCGGAGAAAGAGCAAGGACAGGACUCAGUGGAAUGGUGGCAAAAGGCAGAGUGGAAGCAGUGAGGAGGAUGGGGAAGACAGCUGGAGGCAACCAGCUACUAAAGGCAUGGGAAAGUCAGCCAAAGUGGAAAGUAGAAAGACAGCCAAUGGUGAGGCAAGUGACUCAGAGAGGGAGGCGAGUGACAGUGAGGCAGGGGGGACCCCCAAGGGGGAGAGGAAGAACCGCUCUUACAGGAAGAGCUCCAAGAAAAGCAGGACACGAAGCUCUUCCUCCUCCUCUUCAAAUGGCAGUCCGGAACCCAAAGGCAGGAAGGCUGGUCAUCGUGAUGAGGACCACCCUGCUGUGAUGAGACUAAAGCGCUACAUUCGGGCCUGUGGUGCCCAUCGCAACUACAAGAAGCUGCUGGGCUCCUGCCGCUCACGCAAGGAGCGCCUGUGUGUCCUCCGGGCAGAGCUGGAAGCUCUGGGCAUGAAGGGUAACCCUUCUUUAGAGAAGUGUCGGGCUCUGAAGGAGCAGCGUGAGGAGGCAGCUGAGGUGGCAUCCUUGGACGUUACUAAUAUUAUCAGCUGUUCAGGUCGGCCACGCAGACGCACGGCCUGGAACCCUUCAGAAGCAGCCACCCCUGGGGAGCUAUACCGCCGGGCCCUGGACUCAGAGGAAGAGCGGCACCGUCCCCCAAGGCCAGACUGGUCACAUAUGCGUGGCAUCAUCAGCAGUGAUGGUGACAGUAACUGAGCUCCCCCAUCUAUUAACAGGGACUUUACACACUUGUAGAAAGCACAUAUAUAGCCUGCCCCCGACAACCAACCCCUAUUCUGUGCCCGCAGAGCAAAAGUAACUUUCUUCAGAGACUUGAAACCCCCAGAGACACAGUUGUUGGGAUCUCACUUCUCAGUUUCACAUUCUCAGUUUAAAGUGCUUACAGGGGUUUAUUUUUUGACUUAAUAAAGAAGUGUUUGAAUCACCUCAUCAAAA
Miniopterus natalensis is the source of this 2862-nucleotide messenger RNA. It is a transcript of the gene HIRIP3, whose product is annotated as HIRA interacting protein 3. The record is from RefSeq and is a predicted model, not a curated record. Gene Ontology annotation, cellular component: nucleus. Lineage: Eukaryota; Metazoa; Chordata; Mammalia; Chiroptera; Miniopteridae.